This is a messenger RNA of Ruditapes philippinarum (Manila clam), 1691 nucleotides long. RefSeq names its product coiled-coil domain-containing protein 113-like. NCBI's taxonomy places the organism in Eukaryota, Metazoa, Mollusca, Bivalvia, Venerida, Veneridae. Bases 47 to 1285 code for a protein of 412 amino acids. Gene Ontology annotation, biological process: cilium assembly. The record is from RefSeq and is a predicted model, not a curated record. The transcript is spliced from 8 exons. Gene Ontology annotation, cellular component: ciliary basal body; axoneme.
UAUACUGAAGAACCCGGAUGUUGUCAAUAGCAACACAACAAGCAAGAUGGCGGACACGGAAAGUGUUGAUACUCACGAUACAAGUAAUGAGGCUGGAGACGAUCCGUUACAGGAUUUAACAGAUGAACAAUUAUAUCAACUUGUUGAAGACACACAGCGUGCCAAUGAAGUCCUUCUUACAGAAACGCAAAUGUUUGAGAAAUACCUCAAGCGUGUUGAACCAAAGGAUGGAGCUGGAGCAGCAGCUGGCCCUGGUGCCACACCAUCACAGUCUUCACAAGAUCUUGUUCGUAGAGUUGAUAGAAAAAGGUCCAAGUCCCGCAGUAGUAACAUUGAUAAAUCCCUGCGGCUCACAGCAGAACAAAAAUGUGACAUUGCCCAAAGAGAAAUUGAUGAACUGAGAGAAGAGAUUGAUAAACUGAAGGAAGAGUCUGAAAAAGUCCUUGAUCUAUACAAGGCAAUAAUGGAGGAAGCUGAUCUUAGACUAGCAGAAACUAAGAAAGAGUCAUAUGAGUUUGACAGAGAUAUAAUGAAAGGUGCAGUCAACCAGUCGUCUGGAAAAGUUGUAGCUGAAAAGAUUGUUAGAUACUUUGAUGAUAAAAUACGAUCCAGGGAUACUUUGAUUGAAAAGUUAAGAUUGAAAAAUUCUACUUUGAAAGUUCAGAAGAAAAAGCUACAUCUUCAACUAAAACAGAAAGAGGAGAUGGGUGAAGUGUUACAUGAAGUCGAUUUUAAUCAGCUGAGAAUUGAGAACCAGCAGUAUUUAGAGAAAAUAGAUGAGAGGAACCAGGACUUGUUGAGACUAAAACAGAUGGCUGGUACCACAAUACAAGUACUCAACUCAUACAAGAAAAAAUUAUCAACAUUGACACUAGAGUCUGAGAGGUUAAAGUCUGAGAUUACAUCGAGGGCUGAUUUAUUGACGAGAAUUGAUGCCGAAACUACAGUAGUUGAAGCUGAGCGGUCCAAAGCUGAAAAGAGAAAUCGUAAAUUACGUCAACAGUUAGCGGACUAUCGUGUACCUGAAGUGAUGGAGUAUGUUUCCGAGAAAGCAGAUUUGUACGAAAUACAGAAAAAAGUAAAAAGUUGGGAAAGGAAAGUUGAAAUAGCUGACCUUACACUUAAACAGUGUAGGAAGUUGUGGGGAGGUAUAAGGGUGGAAGAAAGUAGGAAAAUGGUAUUCCAACCAUGGAGUGGGAGGUGGAAUUUUAGGCAACAGGAAAUAAUCAAGAUAAAUCAUGAGGAAAGGAGAGGUUGGUUAAAACUUUCUGUAUCUAAAAUAUGAUUUAUACAAAGUUGGAGAACGACAUGAUUGUGUAGAUGGAUUCAAUUUUAUCCUUUACCUGCGGAAUUUCUUAAAUGGACUUUUCCAGCUUCCAUCUUGAGAAUUGUCAAGUCUCAUUUUUGGAUUUAUCAAGAUGAAAAUUUCAAGUUAGUUUGCCUACAGUAUAGAGUCUGGUCAGACUGCACAGAUGCACAGUUUAAGGCCUGAUUCCAGUAGAUUAAAGUGGGGUUUCUAGCAAGUUUACGUCACAUUCUAGCCGGUAAAGGUCCAAUUCUAGCAGUUUAAGGCUCGGUCCUAGUGGGUAAAGGCCCAAUUCUAGCAGGUUAAGGCCCGAAUCUAUCAGGUAAUGACCUGAUUCAAGCCCAACAGGUUAAAGCGAGUUUCUAGUAGCUUAGGGCCCAAUGCU